AAGAAACAGCUUAAAAAGGAUUAACUACAUGUUUAGCAGUUCCAAGUCUGAAACCCUACGCUACCUUGAGUUCCACUCACUGUAGCAAAUCGAAGAGAAAAUGACAACAUCAACAGAGACAGAGAAGAAGCAGGAGGAGGAAUCGGAACAAGUGGUGACUCCAUGGGAGGUUAAGGUCAAAGACGGAGCCAAAAUCGAUUACGACAAACUCAUCGACCGUUUCGGUUGCCAGAGACUCGACGAUGCCCUCCUUAACCGCCUCCACCGAAUCACUUCUCGCCCCCCUCAUGCCUUCCUACGACGCGGCGUUUUCUUCGCUCACCGUGAUUUCGGGGAGCUUCUGGACGCGUACGAGAAGGGCGAUAAGUUUUACUUGUAUACUGGACGUGGUCCUUCCUCUGAAUCCUUGCAUUUGGGCCAUUUGAUUCCCUUCAUGUUCACCAAGUAUUUGCAAGACACAUUUAAAGUUCCUCUGGUAAUACAGCUCACUGAUGAUGAGAAGUUCUUCUGGAAAAAUCUUACUAUAGAGGACUGCCGGAGACUUGCAAGAGAGAAUGCAAAGGACAUCAUUGCUUGUGGUUUUGACAUUUCAAAGACAUUCAUCUUUGCUGAUUUCAAUUAUGUUGGUGGUUCUUUCUACACAAACAUGAUAGAAGUUGCAAAGCGUGUGACUUAUAACCAGGCUGUUGGCAUUUUUGGUUUCACUGGGGAAGAUCAUAUUGGAAAAGUUAGUUUUCCACCUGUGCAGGCAGUUCCAUCAUUUCCUACUUCAUUUCCUCACCUAUUUGCUGGAAAAAAGAAUCUCCGUUGUUUAAUUCCUUGUGCAAUUGACCAGGAUCCUUACUUUAGAAUGACAAGAGAUGUUGCUCCUCGAUUAGGGUACCACAAGCCAGCCUUGAUUGAAUCAUUAUUCUUCCCUGCAUUACAGGGGGAAGCAGGAAAAAUGUCAGCCAGUGACCCCAAUUCUGCAAUAUAUGUGACUGAUUCUGCUAAAGAUAUAAAGAACAAGGUGAACAAGUAUGCAUUUUCUGGUGGCCAAGAUUCUAUAGAGAAACAUAGGGAAUUAGGGGCAAAUCUUGAGGUAGAUAUACCAAUCAAAUACCUUUCUUUUUUCCUAGAAGAUGAUGAUGAACUUGAACACAUCAAGAAGGAGUAUGGGGCUGGACGCAUGCUAACUGGUGAGGUGAAGAAGCGCCUAAGUGAAGUUUUGACUGAAAUUGUGGAGAGACAUCAAAGGGCUCGAGCUGCUGUGACUGACGAGAUGGUGGAUGCAUUUAUGGCCGUCAGACCACUUCCGCACAUGUUUGACUGAAGUUAUCGUAUAAGCUUUUUGCCUGCGCAAAUAUUGCGUGGAGAUCACUGGAUAGCUGGAUUUAUUUUAUUUAUCAACUUGAAAAUUGGGUUUGCUGUCAAUUUUCUGCACUUCAAUUGUUAUAUGGUCAUGCUAUCACCAAAAUUUGUACCUUUGUUUACCACCAAUCAGGUGGCAAGGAACUGAGUUCUUGUGAUUCGUCUUGAUUGGGUCCAUGAAGUUGAUUUGGAUUAGUCAAGCUCGAAGGUGGCUUUGUAUGUUGACUGGAGGAUGAAUGGAUUAUGUAAUUUAACAUGUCCUUGUCAAUUAGAUUGCAGCUAACAGUAGUGAAGGUGCCACUGAAUAAUUGAAAUUUUGAUGGAUGGCAUUGCAAUUUUCGUGAGAAAUAUCUAUAUGCCAAUUAAGUGGGAAUGUACACUAGUAACCCAAUAAAUUGAUUAACCUCUUGGCUUCCCCUGGCCCUUUUUUACGUACCAGGUGUUGGACUAAUUUAUAAUUCAACAUGUACAAUUUACACAACAUUGCGGUAUAAUUGUU
Molecule: messenger RNA, 1849 nt
Organism: Abrus precatorius (Indian licorice)
Lineage: Eukaryota; Viridiplantae; Streptophyta; Magnoliopsida; Fabales; Fabaceae
Product: tryptophan--tRNA ligase, cytoplasmic
Exons: 11
Coding region: 101-1312 (403 amino acids)
Biological process (GO): tryptophanyl-tRNA aminoacylation
Cellular component (GO): cytoplasm
Molecular function (GO): ATP binding; tryptophan-tRNA ligase activity
Source: RefSeq, a predicted model, not a curated record